Penicillium concentricum is the source of this 300-nucleotide messenger RNA. RefSeq lists its product as uncharacterized. The record is from RefSeq and is a predicted model, not a curated record. The transcript has a single exon. The coding region runs from base 1 to 300 and encodes 99 amino acids. Lineage: Eukaryota; Fungi; Ascomycota; Eurotiomycetes; Eurotiales; Aspergillaceae.
AUGGGGGAACCAUCUGUUAUCUGCUUGGAGUGUCGCAAAUUCAGAAAGGGCGUCUCAGAAAACGGGACACCGUUAUCUGUAUGCCAAGUCUGUCGGCGAUUCACGAGAGCAAUCGAGGAGCGUGCUGAGGCUGACAGAGCACGACGUGAAAGGGCCCGGCUGAGAGCUGAACAGGCUGAACGAAGAGCCAGAAGACGUGAUGUGUGGGGCUCAGCUUCCGACAGCGAUGACAUAUUUCCGCCGCAUCCUACAUCUAGUGAAGAGUAUAUGAGCAUGAUCCAGGCUGAAGCUGCUAUGUAG